Molecule: messenger RNA, 1509 nt
Organism: Camelina sativa (false flax)
Lineage: Eukaryota; Viridiplantae; Streptophyta; Magnoliopsida; Brassicales; Brassicaceae
Source: RefSeq, a predicted model, not a curated record
AAAAAAAAAAAAAAAAUCCUUCAAUGAGAUCUAGAAGGGGAAACUUGUCAACCAAAUAUGCGGAAAAAGCCAUUUCACGUCACAUAAUCUAGAAAAUAAAAACUAGAGGUAACGUUUAAUUGGUGCUUAUCACCAACCAUUUCACGACGUAGUUUUUAGAAGCGAGAUCAUUUCUUUGUGUCAUAAUUUACUUUCUUUUCUUCGUCUCAAUUUUGAAUGGCUUCGUCAACUGAACGUUCGUCGUUGCUUCCUAUAGAUAUAAUAGAAGAAAUAUUUUGUAGGACUCCAAUCGAAUAUUUGACGCAGUUCAAGUUGACGUGCAAACAAUGGCACGUUCUCUUGAAGGACAAGAGAUUCAUCUACAAGUACUUGGAUCUUGUCCAAGAUCAAGAACGUUUCAUAAGAAUCGGACAUAAUGUUCAGAUCAUCGAUCCAGUGAACGUAGCUCGCUCAUCAUCACCAGUUCCAAACGUGAUUCAUAAUCUAGCUCAAAUCUCAGCUAUGGUCCAUUGUGAUGGAUUACUGUUAUGUAGAUGCAAGAACAUAGGUUCAAGAAGCUGCAAACUCGCAGUUUGGAACCCGUUUUUGAACCGAGUCAAAUGGAUCGAAUUAAUGGAUUUUUACUCGAGUAAUGACUUUUACGGUAUUGGAUAUGACAAUGCAUGUCGUGGUGAGUACAAAGUUGUGAGGAUUUUCGAUGGAGAGCUCGACGACGAGAGUGAAAUCACGAGUUCUUGUGAACCAAAGAUUCAGAUAUAUGAUUUCAAAACUGAUUCAUGGAGAGUACUUGUUGAUAACACUACUUUGGAUUGGUCUCUAGACCCGCCUUGCAAAGGUGUGUCUGUGAAAGGAAACAUGUAUUGGAUUGCUCAUUGGAACAAUAGACUCGAAAUUUUCAUCCAAAGUUUUGAUUUCUCGACAGAGACAUUCAAACUCGUUUGCGAUAUUCCAUUUAGAUGUGGUGUAUUAGAUACAGCAGCCUUAUCGAGUUUCCGAGGAGAUAGGCUUUCUUUGUUACAUCAACAUGGAGAAACAAUGAAGAUCGAGGUUUGGAUCACAAACAAAUUGAGCGAUGAGGUUGUCUCGUGGACCAAGUACUUAGACGUGAGUAGUCCUGAUCUCCCGACAUUACAUACCGAUCAAGAUCUCGCACAUCCGAGUUAUUUCAUUGACAAGAACGAUAGUAUCAUUGUAUGGUGCGAGGAAGAGACGGAAGAUGAAACAGAUGAUGAUGUUACCGUUAGAGUUUGCAAGAUUAGUAAAGAUGGGAUAGUUGAAAAACAAGUUGAUGCGGGACGAUGUGAUUUGCGUAGCGAUGAUAAGCCUUUUGUCUGCGGUUAUGUAUAUGUUCCAAGUCUGGUUCCGGUUCCAGAAUAAAAACUUGUGAGGGUUGAUACUUGGUGUCUGCAUAUUUUUCUGUUCUAAGCUUUGCUUUGUUGUAUUACUAUCAUGUUUAUAAGUGUUAGUAACGCUCACAGCUUAUAAAUGUUUCAGCUUCCUUUUUGAGGA